Lampris incognitus (smalleye Pacific opah) is the source of this 2251-nucleotide messenger RNA. RefSeq names its product Indian hedgehog signaling molecule b (gene ihhb). The transcript has 3 exons. Gene Ontology annotation, molecular function: calcium ion binding; patched binding. NCBI's taxonomy places the organism in Eukaryota, Metazoa, Chordata, Actinopteri, Lampriformes, Lampridae. Gene Ontology annotation, biological process: cell-cell signaling; smoothened signaling pathway; intein-mediated protein splicing. Bases 243 to 1502 code for a protein of 419 amino acids. The record is from RefSeq and is a predicted model, not a curated record.
GCCCGCACCGGCACAUCCGCAUCGCGUCUCUCCAGGGGCGCAGUGGCUGGUUGCGCGCCGUGGGAUGGCGACUUCGGGGGACUCGGAGAUGAGUCCCGGUCCCUUCCGCUCGCUCUGAAUGGUUUUUCGGGGAUGACCGUCAGGCCGAGAAAGCGGGAAGACCUCAAAUAAAGAGAAACAGACGAGAGCGCGGUGACGUUGUUUGGCCACCCGCCGGGGGUGCGCACCGGCCCCGGGGUGGAAUGCUGCUGCCGACGCUGGUGACGUACCUCGCCGGCUGCGCCUUUCUCCUGUCGCCGGUCGGCGAGGGCUGCGGGCCGGGCAGAGGAUACGGCAAGAGGCGGUCGCCGAGGAAGCUGGCCCCGCUCGCCUACAAGCAGUUCAGCCCCAACGUGGCGGAGAAGACGCUGGGGGCCAGCGGGAGGUACGAGGGCAAGAUUACGCGGAACUCGGAGCGCUUUAAAGAGCUCACCCCCAACUACAACCCGGACAUCAUCUUCAAGGAUGAGGAGAAGACAGGUGCAGAUCGCAUGAUGACGCAGCGCUGCAAGGACAAGCUGAACUCGCUGGCCAUUUCGGUGAUGAACCUAUGGCCUGGGAUUCGUCUGCGGGUCACAGAGGGCUGGGACGAGGACGGCCACCAUUCGGAGGAGUCCCUGCACUACGAGGGCCGGGCGGUGGACAUCACCACCUCAGACCGGGACAGGAACAAGUACGCCAUGCUGGCGCGGCUGGCGGUGGAGGCCGGCUUCGACUGGGUCUACUACGAGUCCAAGGCCCACGUCCACUGCAGCGUCAAGUCAGAACACUCCGUGGCAGCCAAGACCGGGGGCUGUUUUCCAGGUGGGGCGUUUGUGACCUUAAAGAACGGGACUCGGAAGUCCAUCCGUGAUCUCCAACUGGGUGAGCAAGUGCUCGCUUCGUCGGGAAGCGAUGGCGGCGGGGAGUUGGUAUACAGCCAAGUUCUGGCCUUCCUGGACCGUGACCCCUCGAGCUGGAAGCUAUUCUACACCAUAAGGACAGUAGCUGGGGCCAGCCUGUCCCUCACGGCCGCCCACCUGCUGUUUGUGUCUGAGGGGAGCUGCUCGGAGGGCGCGGUACCCACCCUCGGCACCAUGAGGACCGUGUAUGCCAGCGACACCAAGCCAGGACAGUGCGUGUUGGUGACGGAGGGUAAAGCGGGACAGAGACAUGGCGAGGGGCGGCUCUCGCGGGUCACCCAGGUGAGCGUGAGGGGAGACAGAGGGGCAUACGCGCCGCUCACCCACCAGGGGACAGUGGUGGUGGACGGGGUGGUGGCGUCAUGCUACGCGGCAGUGAACCAGCAUGCCCUGGCCCACUGGGCCUUCUCGCCGCUGCGCCUGAUGCACAGGUGGACUGGUCACACGGGCAGCCGUGCAAAUGGGCUCCACUGGUACUCGCAGUUCUUACACUGGCUAGGAAGGUUGCUUCUGGAUUCGCAGCACUUCCAUCCUUGGGGCAUGGCUCAGGCCUUGAGGUGAAGCAGGGGGGACUGAUGAACGGAGAGGAAUGGUAGCAGGAGCCAUAAAGAACAGCAGCAGAGCUAGCUCAACGAAUCUGUAUCAUGUAGGGCACACAUGUCAUCUGAACUGCCUGACAGCAACAUGUGCGGGAGCACGUUUAGCAUGGGUGACCCCCAUCCAAGGGGUCCCGACCCUUAACACUGGCACCGUUAACGCAGGUCUACGUAUCCAGUCAGUGGAUUCAGCGGAACCAUGAGCCUCUGAUCUCUAUCAAGAGAUGUACGGGCUCUCUCUGCGAGAGAGGGCUAAGUCUUCUCCUUCACCCCUCAGUUUAUUUUGUAUUUUAUUUUUCUUGUCAGGAGAGGGAGGAGCCGAGCAGUAACUGUGCCAUGAGCGAACACGCCCUUCCACACUGUAAAGUGACAGGCAGCAAAUACGCCAGUGUGCAGAGACGUUUUAAAGAAUUGACUACCGGUCACGUGGGUCCCAGUCCCACGCUGUACAAGAUAUAGCAGAACAUAAAAAUCUUCAUUAAAGAAAAUCAGAUUCUGUUUGAUACGUGUAUUAAUUGUCCUCAGAGAAGAUCUAACAUGACAUUGUGUAAUAAUGCCGCGGUUGAGUAUAAAGAUUGUUAGGACUCAAAGUGGUGUCUAUUUAUGUGUUUUAUGUGUGUUUAUAGAAAUAUAUGAUGUCUAUGAGGUUAUUGUGGGCUUAUGAGAUGUUGAAAGAUCUAUUUUUGAAAUUAAAUAUUAUGGAAAUAAGAUGGA